Molecule: messenger RNA, 901 nt
Organism: Bombus pyrosoma
Lineage: Eukaryota; Metazoa; Arthropoda; Insecta; Hymenoptera; Apidae
Product: FGFR1 oncogene partner 2 homolog
Exons: 4
Coding region: 163-777 (204 amino acids)
Source: RefSeq, a predicted model, not a curated record
ACGGAAGUGAUAGAAAAUAAACAAACCUGCCAUACAACUGAGGAAUAAGGAACAAGAUAUUUUCAUGUGACGUUGAUCUUAUUCAUUAUACAAUUAAAACUGGAUGAAUUAAUAAAUAAAUUCCUUUAAAAUUUGUAGUAUAAAGAUUUUUAUCGUUAAGAGAUGUCAUUAACUUUUCAACAAAUCAUAUUGGAUGCCAAAAAAUUAGUGAUUAGAAUAUCAGAUCACGAAAAUACAGCAGAUAAUUUAAUAAGCGAAAUAGAAUCAGUUUGUGGUCAAAUUGCUAAUAUGAAGCAGUAUCAAGAAGAAGUAGAGAUCCUUAACACUGAGGCAAAACAGAGGCCACAUAUACAGUUAAUCUCGGGAAUACAGAGAGAAAUCAAGCACUUGCAAGAAUUACAAGCUGAAAAUAAGGAAUUGAAAAAGGCAUUAGAAGACCAUCACCAUGCUCUUGAAUUAAUUAUGUCUAAAUACAGGCAACAGACAGCAUCUUUAUUGCGUCUCUGCAAAACAGAUCUUUCUACAUUACAUAAUGCAAAAUAUGCUAAUAUAAUUACUAAUCAAGCAGAAAAGAUUAAUGAAAUGGCAGCAGUGAUGAAAACUGCAGUUGCUUUGGACGAAGAAAAUGAAAUGAAAGAAAAAGAGGUAUAUAGUACUUUAAAAGAAGAAAAUACUACCUUGCGAGAAAUAGUUAAUAUUGCAAAUAAGUAUUGCACCCUAAAUAAGGAAACUGAAGUAGAUAGUAAGACUGUACAAACUGAUCCAGUAGUAUGCUAAAAGUUACAAUUUAUAUUUCUCCUAUAUGAAUUUCGUAUUUUAUUUAUUUCAUAUUUUAUAAUAUAAUUAAUAUUAGAAAAAAGAUGUAUUACUUAUAUACAAUAAAAUACGCAUAUAAAAAAAA